This is a messenger RNA of Aureobasidium melanogenum CBS 110374, 1566 nucleotides long. Its product is annotated as XLF-domain-containing protein. Gene Ontology annotation, molecular function: DNA end binding. Lineage: Eukaryota; Fungi; Ascomycota; Dothideomycetes; Dothideales; Saccotheciaceae. Gene Ontology annotation, cellular component: DNA ligase IV complex; nucleus. Gene Ontology annotation, biological process: double-strand break repair via nonhomologous end joining. Bases 1 to 1566 code for a protein of 521 amino acids. The transcript is spliced from 2 exons. The record is from RefSeq and is a predicted model, not a curated record.
AUGGGAACCGAAGGGCGUUGGGAGCUCCUCAAUCUCAACCUUGAGGGCUUACCCAAGCUCCUCGUCAAAUAUGUCAUUGGCGCCGCCGGCUUCACUGUAUCUAUCACCGAUCUUGCGAAUAUAUGGAUUGAGACUCUAACCAAUGUCGAUGUCAUACGCAAUGCCGAGAUACAGAAUUGCAGCAUCAAUCCUGGCGAUGAUGCAGGCCAAUUGCGGAUAUUACUUGAACAGAUUCGCGAUAUUCUACGCCACAAAGAUGGCACUACUGUUCACCUUGCCCUACAGCCUCCUGACCAUCUGAGACUUGCACUAAGAGCUCCUUUACCGCCUCCUUUGCCUCCGUUUGAAUGGAACAUGGUGCUCACCAAAGCCACAUCGAUCGAAGUAGUUUCUGAAGUCAUUUCACCUCUUCUCUUACUUGCUCAUCAACAGCAACAGCAGCUCAGUUUUCUGCUCGGCCAACUCAAAGACAAGGAUCAUGCCAUGUCGAGAUUACUUGAUAAAAUGGAAGCCACAAAUACCGAUCUUGGAUCUGUUUUCCCAGGAGUAUCGGCUGGCAGAAGCUCUCAAAAGUCUUUGAAAAGAAAUCAUGUAGCGAAUCGUGUCCCAGGCCUCGCUCCUUUCCAACCCGGCUCUGAGCUGCAACACAGCGGAGAUGCACCCUCUACCGAGACACUCUAUGCUGUUCUUCGCGAUGUGCCUGGUGAUAUAUCUCCCAGCAUAGCUAACACUUAUGACGCAUGGUGGCGGAAUAUGCCCAGUCAACAGGAAAGCAUAGAAGUCAGUGUGCCUAUGCCUUCGGCCCUAGAUGACGUUGAAACAGACGAUGAUUUGGACUUCCAAACACAGACGAUACCAGAGCAAUUGCAGCGACAGAUGCCUGCGAACAUAUCCUCGCCGGUCCGCUCAUCUAGGCGCGCGCAAAGGCACAUUUCUGCUAACGACGACAGUACAGACGAUGGUCGGGUCACGUCGUCUCCCCCUCUCCCCCCUGCUCUUGGUAACUUCCGUCUUGGCCAGACGGAGACACCAGCACCUGAUAGUCCAAGCAAACGCUCGAACACAUCGAACACACAGACAAGACGCAUUGGAGCAAUCGGAGCCCGAUCUAGCUCUCAAGCUCUGCCGGCUUCCUCACCACCAAAGCCGUACGCGGAUAUUGAAACUGACCGUGGCUUGCGAUCGAGAACAAUGCUGUCACCAACCCCAUCCUCGAUGAUGCCUCCUCAAAGCCAAGUGUCUCCGCGGAAACGUAGACUCGGAGGGAUUGGACGUGGUAGCUCACAGAUGCAGCCGUCACUCAGCAGAUGGUCAUCGCAGGCUCCACCUAUUCUUGAAGAAGAUCAACAGGACAACGCUGACCUUGAUCUGAGACUUACUUCCACAGCUCGUGAGAGUCGUGAGGAUACGGUCGAAGUUCGAAAGACUCGGGGAAAGCGAAAAGCUAGCGAGGAAAGGGAAUCAACGCCAGAAGAAACAUCGGCAGACAGGGCAGACAGGAAGAGGCAAGAGCUGAAGCAGAAUGAAAAGUCGAAAGCGCCCGUCAAGAGGAAAAGGCGGUUCUAA